CUGUGGAGAUUGUUACUUCCUUUUCCGCUUUUGUGUAGGUGACGGUGUGGUGCAGCUUAUUUGGUCGUGCUGAAAUCAGCUCAUCCAACACCUAAAAAACCGUCGUAGACAGUCAUCAUGCCCCCCAAAUUCGACCCCACUGCUGUUGUUGAAGUUAUCUGCAGAGCUGUUGGUGGAGAGGUGCCUGCAACCUCUGCCCUUGCCCCCAAGAUAGGUCCAUUGGGUCUGUCUCCUAAAAAGGUUGGUGAUGAUAUUGCCAAAGCUACUGCAGACUGGAAGGGGCUAAAGGUGACUGUGAAGCUAAUUGUGCAAAACCGACAGGCUCGUGUAGAUGUCAUUCCCAGUGCUGCGUCUCUUAUUAUCAAGGCGCUGAAGGAGCCUCCACGUGAUCGCAAGAAACAGAAAAACAUUAAGCAUGCUGGCAAUAUCACACUGGAAGAUGUGAUCAAGAUUGCAAGGACAAUGCGGUCUCGCAGUAUGGCCAGGACCCUGCAGGGCACUGUCAAGGAGGUUCUUGGAACGGCUCAGUCUGUUGGAUGUACUGUGGAGAAAGCCAAUCCUCAUGCGUUGAUUGAAAGGAUUAACUCGGGCGAGGUGGAAAUCCCAGAAGAAUGAGCAAGUGGCAAAGCUGUAUAAACUCAGAAAUAAAUGUGAAAACUGCUGAA
Molecule: messenger RNA, 665 nt
Organism: Pomacea canaliculata
Lineage: Eukaryota; Metazoa; Mollusca; Gastropoda; Architaenioglossa; Ampullariidae
Product: 60S ribosomal protein L12-like
Exons: 6
Coding region: 118-615 (165 amino acids)
Biological process (GO): translation
Cellular component (GO): cytosolic large ribosomal subunit; ribosome
Molecular function (GO): large ribosomal subunit rRNA binding; structural constituent of ribosome
Source: RefSeq, a predicted model, not a curated record